Messenger RNA from Trichomonas vaginalis G3, 708 nucleotides. RefSeq names its product organellar and viral DNA polymerase type B. The transcript has a single exon. NCBI's taxonomy places the organism in Eukaryota, Parabasalia, Trichomonadida, Trichomonadidae. The record is from RefSeq and is a predicted model, not a curated record. Bases 1 to 708 code for a protein of 235 amino acids.
AUGUCAACAACAGAGAACACAACAACAAUUCAAACAACAGCACCAAACUCGUUAGUCAUGAAUCCAACAUCUAUGUUAGUAGAAAUGAAAAGCUUCAUUCCUUCUUCAUAUACUUUCGAAACAGAAAUACAAAGAAUAAAGCAGGAACUUUUAACAAGUAAUUUAGACUGUAGUGCGAAAGAUGAAACAAAUGAACAGUAUCUUUAUGAAAUGGAGGACCUCAUCGACCAUUUGCCUAAACUACCUGAAAUUCAGCAGCAAAAACUAACUAUUCCUGAAUUCGACGAAAUUGAAGUCAAAGCAACUGACUCAGUAGAAAUAAAGAAGUUCAUACGAAAGGUAAAUUAUGAAUUCCUUGGUUUUCAUUGCAACCAUAAAGUUAUGGACAAAGAUUGCGACAUGGUAUAUAAGAACAUCUCUGACAUAUAUAAAUCUGGGGAGUUUAAGACACACGACAACUUUGUUUCAUUAGCUGCAAAAUGUGUAUGGCAGAUAAGAGAUAAAGACAGAAGAGGUAAGGUAUGGAAUGAACAGAUAAAACCAACUGCUUCAGAUUUAAAGAAAACUAUUGACGCCUUGGUUGUUUUAGCAGGUAAGGUUUCAGAAUAUAACGCAAAAACUAUCCAACAGCAGAAGAUUUCCUUCUAUCUGACGUCAAGAAGAAGUAUAAAGAAACCUUCGGCAUUGUUAAAACAUUCGAUGUACUAA